Messenger RNA from Syngnathus typhle (broad-nosed pipefish), 1930 nucleotides. RefSeq lists its product as uncharacterized. The record is from RefSeq and is a predicted model, not a curated record. Gene Ontology annotation, biological process: positive regulation of GTPase activity. Gene Ontology annotation, molecular function: guanyl-nucleotide exchange factor activity; protein binding. The transcript is spliced from 5 exons. The coding region runs from base 217 to 1125 and encodes 302 amino acids. Gene Ontology annotation, cellular component: cytosol. NCBI's taxonomy places the organism in Eukaryota, Metazoa, Chordata, Actinopteri, Syngnathiformes, Syngnathidae.
UUUAGGCCUGUCGAAAUACCAGCAGCCAAGCUGCUAAUACCUCAACUAUACACGCACGUCGUGCACAGAUGGUAAAAGAGGAGCUUUGAGUGGGGCGGGGAUUUGCAUUAAAGCCAACAGGACUGAGCGAGCCUUCGUGGAACGCCAAACGCUUUUCAACCUUGACCAGGGCUGGAAACGUUAAGAGGGAGAUUGUUGGAAUAACAAAAGGCCACGAUGGGACAUUCCACCAUGCCGCUCACAUUUACAUACCAGUGUGCCAACAGGGAUCAACACAAAAGCGCUCGUCUACAACCCUCCACGCCAAACGAGAACCUGAACAACGCAUUGGGUGCCAUCAGGGUGCUGGGUUUCGAGCGGAUCGAAGCUGAGCUGAAGCCUCACUUGCGCACAGUGCUGGUGAACAUCCAGGAGAGGAACAAAGGCGCCGCCGAGCAAGUUGUGAUCAGCGGGAUUCUUCCGGUUUUGGCGCUGUUGCUGAGGGAAAGAGGGCCCCUGGCGCUGCUAACCGCGCAACUGCUAGCUGAACUUGCCAAGGAAUCGGUGAUACGGAAAGGUUUUGGAGAUGCCGGUCUGGUUACGGCUCUGCUGUCUGUGCUGACCAAUCCGGACCAGGAUCUGCUGAGGCAUGCGGUCCAGGCCAUCACUCGCAUGUCUUUUGACAGCUGUAAGCAUCAGAAACUGUUACUGAGCAAAGGGGCGGUACCUCGUCUGGUCGCUGUCCUCCUGCGAUUCCCCGGCAACGAGGCCUUAGAGGAGGUAUGCCUCCGGGCCCUGUGCAACCUCAGCGGCAUGAGCAUAGCAGAGGAGGCCAGUGUUGUGUGGGAGAGAAGCACACCAGCCCAGCCACAGGAAUGCAUCUUUCGUGGCGUGGCACCACCACACAAGUGCGGCUUCGUGACCUCGGUGACCGUGGUGCGUGUGUGUCAAUGGGCGCCGGGGCAGUACGCCAUCGGCGUGGAGCUGGUGCAACGUUGUUCCGCCUCCUUCUUGAACGUUCACAAAAACAAGAAGCCCACUCGAUGGCUCCCUUUCUUCAUCUUCGGGAGAUGUUCCAAAAUGGCAAACAGGAACAGUCUGAGACGGUCCAGUCUGAAGACACUAGUCUUCCACACCUUCCUCUAGAUUUGAACUUUGAGGUAUUUUUUUUGCUCAGAUUGGGUUGAUGCGGAAACAAAAUGGACUUUUACAACAGUUUACAAUCAUGUAAAGGCAGCUUAUACUAAGUAGUAGCCCACAUUGUUUUUAUAGGUUUCAAAAAAUUAAGAAUCCCUUUAUUAUACGAAUAGUUCUUUUUUUUUUUUUAAAGUGCAUGUGUCAAAGGUAGGAAAUGUGGAUUAUUUUAUUCAGAAAAUCUUCAUAUCAGAAAAGCCUUAAGAUUUAUGGAUGGAAUGAAAGAAGAGGAUUCACAGGAUAGGGGGAGAUGGAAACUGUGGCCGAAAGGAAAAGAAGAAGAAGAAUAUAACUGUACAUAAACUACAAUAAUAAUUUGAAGAACCAAAUAUGUAAGAACUGAGUGUCAUCCUAGCUGUAGGCUCAGAGAUUUUCUAAGACAAGUUUAUAUUUUACAAAUUUGUUGUAGAAUUAGAAUUUAUUAAGGUGCAUGUCACGAUUCUUAGUUAAAUGUAGUUAUUUUAUUGCGAAAAGUCGAAUCAAGACAAUUUCACAUGCAGUGCAAUAUUUAACCCGAGGAGGGCGCCAAAACAACGUUUUUUGCCCAAAAGGCAUUAUAUCGUCUUUCCUGGUGAUGCGCUAAAGUCGGAUGAAAACAGUCAAAUGCUGUCAAGGAAAGAGGAAGGCAGUCAACUUUGUUUGCUUUUCUGCCGUUUCCUCCUCGUCAUGUCCCAGUUCGACCAUUACUGCUUUUGGCUAGACUUGCAGUCAGUCAGCAUCAUGAUGCAAGCGGACUCUUUUUUCACAAAUCUAUUGA